Miscanthus lutarioriparius is the source of this 786-nucleotide messenger RNA. NCBI's taxonomy places the organism in Eukaryota, Viridiplantae, Streptophyta, Magnoliopsida, Poales, Poaceae. The record is from the annotation of a GenBank genome assembly.
AUGGCGACGGCGACGCUCCGAUCCGCGGCCUCCCUCCGCGGGGCUCUCCUCCGCCACUUAUCCGUGGGUCCCGCCUCGACUCCGCACGCCGUCUCCCGGGUCCCAGAUUUCCAUGUUCCUCAGUCUAUUAUGUGGAGGCAUUUCUCAACGUCCAGGCCUAAUUCUCUUGCAAGGCAUGACAACUUUGGUCUGGUUACCUGUUUGCACACUCAGAUAAGAUGGGCUUCGCAGGCUGCUGCUGUGAAAGAAACUGAAGCCAGUGGCAGCAAGAUAAGCAUCGGACCCAAACCAAAACAGAUCAAGGAGGAUGACGAGGAUGCUAACCUGGUAUAUCAAGGGCCAAUAUCAUCAACCAUAAAGAAAGUGAAGCUUCUCUCUCUGUCCACCUGCUGCCUCUCCGUGUCGCUAGGGCCAGUGAUAACAUUCAUGACUUCACCUGACAUGAAUGUGAUCCUCAAGGGAGCAGUUGCAUCCACCGUCAUUUUCCUCAGUGCCACUACAACUGCAGCCUUGCAUUGGUUCGUGAGCCCAUACAUUCACAAGCUCCGGUGGCGUCCUGGUUCAGAUAGCUUUGAGGCUGAGGUGCUGACAUGGCUAGCUACUCCCCUUAAAAGGACUGUCAAGUUUGCCGAUGUCAGGCCUCCCGAAACAAACAGGCCUUUUGUCACCUUUAAGGCUGAGGGGAACUUCUACUUUGUCGAUGCUGAUCACUUCUCGAACAAGGCCUUGUUGGCUAGGCUAACACCCCAGAAGCUUCCUCAUGAGUCUGCGUUCAAGAACUUGUGA